Molecule: messenger RNA, 4792 nt
Organism: Elgaria multicarinata webbii
Lineage: Eukaryota; Metazoa; Chordata; Lepidosauria; Squamata; Anguidae
Gene: TRIB2
Product: tribbles pseudokinase 2
Exons: 4
Coding region: 1350-2381 (343 amino acids)
Biological process (GO): protein phosphorylation; regulation of MAP kinase activity; positive regulation of proteasomal ubiquitin-dependent protein catabolic process
Cellular component (GO): nucleus
Molecular function (GO): mitogen-activated protein kinase kinase binding; protein kinase activity; ATP binding
Source: RefSeq, a predicted model, not a curated record
GCCUUUUGCACUCAGGCUGGGUGUCAAUGAGCUGCUACUGAGUAGCGAGACGCGGCGAGAGCGAGAAUCCCAGCCACGAAUCAAGAUCGACGCCUGGAAUCAUUCAGAGAGAGAGAGAGAGAGAGAGAGAGAUCUAUUCUGGGCUGCCCUCGUCUAAUUCGCAUCUCCGGACUCAGCCUGUUGGGGGAACACACACACACGCACACACACAAAGGAAACCCAUCGAGAGGAGGCUUUCGCCUUGCAGCGGUGUUUUUGGGGGGGUUGUUUUGGUUUUUUGGUGCGGAGGAGCCCUUUGUGGUUUAUUUCUGCUUGCAUGUGCAUCGCACUCCAAAGAUCCGGUGAGGAACGAAGCACGGAAGGAGGACAGCCGGCCCCCCGCGCGAUGGAAAGCUGAAGAGCAUCGAUCGCUUCUCGUGUCCUUGGUUGCACUUUUUUGGUGCGCGCGCGCGCGUGUGUCUGAUCAGAGGAAACCAGCUUUGCCACGCGUGGAUCUUUGUGCCCCCCCUCGCUCUUCCUAGUGGUGACGGUGCCUUUCAUUUUUUUUAAGAGCAUCUCCCCUCCCCAAAAGAAUCGAUAACCAAAUAGUGUGCAUUCUCCCCCUCUUUUAAAUUUCUAUUUUCUCUCUCCCCCCCCCUUUUUUUUUUUUGGCGGUGGAGUUUCUUACUGACCCUUUGAAGUUAAAUGCGCCCUCGUUAUUUUGGGUUGCAUUUCUGGAUAGCCCUUCCUAUCAGGAAAAAGGUCCAGACGCCAUCUACAGUUAAAACGUAGGGUUUUUAAAAAAUAAAAUAAAAAUCUUUCCCCCCGUUUCCCUCUUACUGAAGAAGCAGGAAAAGGAAAACCCGAGUCGUCUGCUGCAGCACGUUGCUUUUCGAAGGGAGGGAUCAGGAAAACCAAAUACUGUUAACCAAACUCUUUUCCGCCUUCCAAAUUUUACGGUUUUGAUUCUUUAUUGUCAUUCUGGUAGCGGGGUUUCCUGCGAGGCCACGUUUCGCAAACGUGCACGCUUUUCGUCUGUCCCGCAGUUCGCGUGACUUCGCAGCUCUUGAGCGAAACAUUCCCAGCAUUCGAACCCGGCGUGGGGGCGGGGGGCGGGGGUUCGCUGGGAAGAACCCCUUCCAAUUGACUUCAGCCUCCCUAGCCAAGCCGACUCCCCCUUCUCUCGGCUGUAUACAUUGGACUGUAAUCUCCCAUAAACCUGCCCUCACAGCACCCUUUCAGCGACAGCACAAAGGCAUCAUUGCUGGCCUGUGGCAAGCGACGGAUCUUCAGCUAGCCCCGAAGGGUGUAGGGGUGUGUGAGUGAUUUGGGGGGGUGGGUUUCUUGGAGGGUUUGGUCUCUCCAUCCCCAUGAACAUACAAAGGUCAACCCCAAUCACGAUAGCACGCUAUGGAAGACCUCGGAAUAAAACCCAGGAUUUCGAGGAGCUCUCGUCCAUAAGACCCACCGAGUCCUGCCAGAGUUUCAGCCCCAACCUAGGCUCCCCGAGCCCGCCAGAGACUCCGAACUUGUCGCAUUGCGUUUCUUGCAUCGGGAAAUACUUAUUGUUGGAGCCUCUGGAAGGAGAUCACAUUUUUCGAGCCGUACAUCUGCACAGCGAGGAGGAGCUGGUUUGCAAGGUGUUCGAUAUUGGCUGCUACCAAGAAUUGCUUGCGCCAUGUUUUUGUCUGCCUCCUCAUGACAACAUCAACCAAAUCACUGAAAUCAUUCUUGGGGAGACAAAAGCGUAUGUGUUUUUUGAGAGGAGCUAUGGGGACAUGCAUUCCUUUGUUCGUACCUGCAAGAAGCUGAAGGAGGAGGAGGCAGCCAAACUCUUCUAUCAGAUAGCAUCUGCUGUAGCGCACUGUCACGACGGCGGACUGGUACUGCGGGAUCUCAAGCUGCGGAAAUUCAUCUUCAAGGAUGAAGAACGGACUAGAGUAAAAUUGGAGAGCCUUGAAGAUGCUUACAUUUUGCGAGGAAAUGACGACUCCCUUUCCGAUAAGCAUGGAUGCCCAGCCUAUGUGAGCCCAGAGAUCUUGAACACAAACGGCAGCUACUCUGGCAAGGCAGCAGACGUGUGGAGUCUAGGAGUCAUGCUUUACACGAUGCUCGUUGGACGCUAUCCUUUUCAUGACAUUGAGCCUAGUUCUCUCUUCAGCAAGAUCCGCCGCGGGCAGUUCAGCAUUCCAGAGACUUUAUCCCCUAAGGCGAAAUGCCUUAUACGUAGCAUUCUGCGCCGAGAGCCCACAGAAAGGCUGACUUCGCAGGAAAUUCUGGACCAUCCUUGGUUUUCCACAGAUUUUAAUGUGUCUAAUUCAGGAUACGGUGCUAAGGAAGUAACAGAUCAGCUGGUGCCUGAUGUCAAUAUGGAAGAGGACUCGGAUCCAUUCUUUAACUGAGCAUUAAGACUAGUGUUUGGGUGGUGUGCAGUUCGGAAAGGAUAACAUGAAGGGAGUCCUUUCUGAUCAUGCAGAAUUAUAUCUGUGUCUCAGCCUGGCUUGAUAGCAAAAAGACAAAUUGGAGGGGCGAUGGGGUGGGGCGGUUGGUCGGAGAAGGAAUGCCCAAGAAAUGAGCUAACACAACAGAUGUAGCAUAAGAAUGGUUAGAUGGGAGAAAUUGUUGCUAUCAAGUUAGAUUGACAUAGAAAAAGAAGGAGGCGGCAGCAUGGAACAACUGUAGCUUCUCGUCUUUAUGGAGCCAAGGACACUGCACUCUCACGCUCCAGUGCAGCCACUAAUCCACUCCUGAUUCCGUUUCAUUCAAAUACUUACGGUUCCCAGUGAAUAAAAACUUUUGCCUCAACUUGCAUCUUGGCAUCGCACUGUUAGAUAUUUAACUUCAGCCAUUAUUCAGGGAAGGUACAAUUAGCUAUUAUUUCAUUCUUUUUGUUUCCUGUUUUUAAAAUCCAAUGUUUCAUAGUUGCCGUGGGAUCCAUCAUUUGGGAUGGCGGGUGGUAGAAUGCACAAAGGAAGACAUGAGAAGUGGGUGCUAAGCAGGACACAUAGUUUCAAAUUCACAGUUCUCCUAAAUAAACUAUUUUAGUUCUUACCAGGAGAAAUGGUAUUUGAAAUAUUCUGUUCCCUUAAGACAGGAAGGGACUGUCACCUAUCAAGGUGCAUUGUAUCUAAUUGGAUUCCCCGCCCCCUGACAGAAUGCUUUUUAAUCCGGCGUAAUCCAGUGGAGUCUUUCCUUAACAGAAAGGCAAGGGAACACAAUUUGGGGUGAUUUCCCCUUGCUGCUUCCUGCCCCCCUCCAAUUUGCUCCAGAGUGUUGGAGAGGAGGCUGGACUUUGGAACAGCAUGGGAGCUGGUGCUGGGAUGCUACAAAAGAAAGGGGGACUUUUUAAAAAAUCACCUCUUCUCCCAACCACCUUUUGUGCUUGCUGAAGCCUCCACUGGAUCAAGGAACCUCCUGUCAGCAGAUAGGAUACAAUUGGAUGCAACCUGUUCUGGGUUGGGUAUGUUUUUUGGUCAAAUGGUUUUGUUGCAGGAAGCAGUAACAAAAGACUUCCAGAUGUGUCUGAGUGCUUGAUUAGCACAAGAAAAGAACACAUCUAUAUUGCUUUUUGAUGGUGUGUUUUUUAAGGGUUGAAAUACUGGCUUCCACUUUGCCAUCUGCACAGAAAUUUGACCACAUAUGAGGAGGGGGGAGGAUCAUGAGAGAGGGGGAAGAAUUCCUUUUAAGUGAUCCAAAUGAAACAACAAACAAACCCUCAUCCUUGAACUAACUUUCCCACUGAAUGUCCUGAACAUGAACAGAGGGGAUCUAUAUUGUUGAAGAAAGAAAAUACGGCAUUCUUCCCCCUCUAAAUUUGUGGAAGGGUUUUCUUCGGUUUUCUUGCUUUUGUUUUUGUUUUAUAAAAAGGAUGCUGUUUUGAUUGUCUUCUCAUUGACCUAUCAAUAAGCUGAACAUUACUAGGACACAGAUCUGUCUCCUAAAAAAAAAAAAAAGUACACAGUAAUAUGCACCUUUCGUAUUGUCAAGAUUUUAUUUAUUGAUGAAACUGUCACGGUUGUGAUGAAUUAAGCCAGUACUUCAAUUACGGGUUGACUUGGGGUGACAUGUUACAUGCUGUAGUAAAUACACUUUUUAUUAUUAUUUUUCUCUUCGGGUAUUCCUGUCCCUGAAUGACAUAUUUUUUAAUUAUUAUUUUACACCCCCAACAUCCCCACUACUUCCCUUAGAGCUUUCGUUUUGAUUUAGACUGGCAAAUGAUUUUUAUUACUGCUUUUAUAUUGCUGUAUGAUAUCGGGGGAAACAAAACAAAACAAAACAAACAAAUCUCUUGGCAUAAAUAUUUGUGUUUCCAGUACCUCAGUUGUUCUGAUGUUACUGCCUUGUAUGCGUUUUUUGUGAAGUGGUCAUGUUUUUUGGAUAGGUACAUGUGGACUCUGUAGUAUGUAAAUGUUACUUGAAUUUUGUGCUUAAUUAUGUGGCAUGUGCGUACAGCUACUUGGCAUUUGACGUAUGGAUGCUAUUUGCCUGCCCUGCAGGAAGGUUUUCGAUCCCACUCUCAAGAUGAUGGUUCAAGAGACAAAGCACUGCGGCUGACCUGCCUUGGUUCUAUUUUGGUAUCUAAGAAUAUAAAGGAGUAUGUUUUUACACUCUGAAGAUGGUGCUGUGUUGAGGGACUCCCCUCCCCCCCAUGUUUAUUUUAUAAACUUGUAGGAAGAAAGAUUGGUGAUGUGCAUGGUGGGAUGUUACUGCCUCUGGUGCUUUGUCUUGUAUUUGGUUUAAUGUUUUUUGUCCUAAUCUCUUCAAUAAACAAAAUUGUGCAUAUUUAACUAAAUUUCAACUUGUGAAGCCUCUU